AUGUAUGCUCUUCUCGAUGUAUAUUCGCGGAGAUAUGCACGUCUCGGUAGUGAGUGUGGCCAGGCUGGCCAGGUAGUGAGUGUAGACUCUAUUGCAGCGCUGCUGGACUCACUGGCCACGGCCACCGAGACAGAGCAGUGCCCGGGGAAGUGCUUGCACGCCCUCGCUGCUCUAGUCUGUCACGAGGUGGUGCCCGGGACCGACCUCUUGUCCCAUCCCAGGAGGAAUGCUGCCGGCAAGGGCCCAUCCAGCCUCUUAACACUCACUGAUUUUGAGGUGAAGCAGCUAGGGGAUGAGGUCACAGAUGAGCUGCGCCCACCAAUGGAAGUAGGUCAUGCUAAACAGUCGUUAGCCAAAGGAAUUGCUGAAGACAUCUUUGUACCAAGAUUCCAUUUAUAUGAUACUUGUCUGAUGCUACAACAUGACGGAAUCUUCAUAAAAGAGAUACGUUCAGCAACACUUUUUGCUAACAUCAGUUUAGUACAACCUACUUGGACUAGCAGCAGCAACACUGACCCAGUGACGGACUCAACCGUGGAUGUCACAGACGAUACUCAAGAGACAACAGAGAGCCUAUCCACCUGGGGAGGAGUAAUCGAGGCUGAGGAAGAUGCUCCUACGUUGCUGCCUUCUACACACCAGCCUCCUUCCACACAUGAGCCGCCAAGCAUACACCUGCCACAAGACAAUAAGCCCGUAGUAGAUGCAGCUGUGGAUAAGACAAUAAAGCCCUUGGAUGAGAGACUAAGUGAAGAAGAGCCGCUUAAAGAGACAAAAGAGGAUAUUAUGGCAGAUGAAAUGUACUCAACUGAGGUACCAACCACCAUCAUACCCAAGGCUCAAGCCUAUGCUCCCUCCAGCAGUUUGAGAGUGUGCCCUGGAGUGUGUGUGGCCAACCGCAUCAGUGAGUACUGUGAAGCUGCCCUCGAUGUCAACCAGCUGUGUAGGUCAGGACUACGAUGUUGUGUGUCAGGUGACCUCUUUCUUGACGUUGAUGAACCACCUAAAGAGUUUGUUCUCCUCAAUCCUAAGAAGUCGACGGAGAAGACAGAGGAUGUGAGAGAGCAAGAGAGAACAAGCACAGAGAGACCCACUACCAUCACCACAAGUGCCACUACAUCCAGAAGCACUCAUCUCACCACAGUCUACACCCGCCACACAGUGCCUACCACCAAACCACCCAGAGACAUCCCACAAGAGAUACGCUGCAAGGGCACGUGUGUUGCUGGCUUCUUUGCCUUUCUGUGUGAUGAAAUUGACCGCUUUGGUGUAUGUCCCAGAGGUGGCCGGUGUUGCGUUACCCAAAGACGACAACCCAAACCCAAACCGUCCACCAACUCCUCUGAACCUGUACCUACAACCACUACAAAAACAACUACAUCCCAACCUAUGCUGUUGCCCUCAACUCGUCCCCUACCUCCCUGCCCGGGUAACUGCCUUCCUGCUCUGGUUUCAUCCUUUUGCAGUCAGCCCUCAGUUUUGAUCAAGGCUUCUGGGUGCAAGGACGGAACUGUGUGCUGUGAUAAUCGUGCUGAGACUCAGACCCCGGCACCUCCAGCAUCUCCUGCCAGUGAACCAUAUGAACCAACACCACCUGCCAGAGAGCCAUACCAUCCAGAACCACCUGCAAGGGAACCAUUCCAGCCACCACCUGCAAGGGAACCAUACCAGCCAGAACCACCUGCAAGGGAACCAUAUCAGCCACCACCACCUGCGAGGGAACCAUACCGUCCACAACCUCCUCCAGAGAGACCCAUCCCCCAAGCAUUUGAGACAUUUGCUUCACUUUUCACACGACCACCUUCACCUUCUAGACCAGUGGAUAGACCCUAUAGACCACGACCCACUCAGCCACCACCACCUCCAACAACCACAACUACGACCACCACUACCACUACUACCACGACUACCACCACAACACCUGCACCAACAACUGAGCCACCAGAUUUGCGAGCUGAAUGUCCUGGUACCUGCAUACAACCAUUCCUCUCUUUCACUUGUUUUGGGAAUUUUGAGAUGACAGACCUGUUCCAUGCAGUUAAAAACCCGACGAAUGUUUGCUCACCUAAAUCUGCUCUCAGAGAUGUUCUGGUUGAAGAAAUUGAAAAACUGCCCGGGAAAGACACAUUCUGUCUAUCCUUUUUGAAGGGGUCUUACAUUCAGUCUUAUGGCCAACCUGGAUAUGAACACACUGUGUAUGAAGAAAGUUCGUUUGACACUUCAAAUUAUCCUCCAUAUGAGCAGCCACCUCAUGAGCAACCAGUGUAUGAACAACCCCAGUUUGAGCAUCAUAACUAUGAACAGCCUUAUGAGCAACCGCCAUACGAGCAUUCACCUUAUGAACAACCUCCAUACGAGCAUCCACAAUAUGAACAUCCACCAUAUGGGCAGCCUUCCCAUAAACCACCUUACGAACAGCCUCCAUACCAACAAUACCAGCCAGAGCAACAACAUGAGCGCCCAUAUACUCCAUUGUCAAAUAUUACACGAGAAGAGGCUAAAGUGAUGAUCAGACCCACAACGGAAGUGUCAGUAAGGAACAAGUACGUGUGUGGUGUGAAGGGUACUCAGAGACUUGGACGAGUGGUGGGAGGGGAGGAUGCCCUUCCUGGAGAGUGGUGCUGGCAAGUGGCACUCAUCAACUCCCUAAACCAGUACCUGUGUGGUGGAGCACUCAUUGGCACUCAGUGGGUUCUUACUGCUGCUCACUGUGUAACUAACAUUGUUCGUUCUGGUGACGCAAUAUACGUACGAGUUGGUGACCACGAUCUGACUACCAAGUUUGGCUCCCCCGGUGCCCAGACCCUUCGUGUAGCCACUACCUACAUCCAUCACAACCACAACUCCCAGACACUUGAUAAUGACAUUGCCCUCCUGAAGCUGUACGGUCAUGCUGAUUUGAAGGAGGGAGUAUGUCUGGUCUGCCUCCCUGCCCGGGGCGUCAGCCAGGUGGCUGGUAACAGGUGCAUUGUUACAGGCUACGGUUAUAUGGGCGAAACUGGGCCCAUACCCUUGCGUGUACGCGAGGCAGAGGUGCCAGUAGUGUCAGACAAUGAGUGUGUGAGGAAGAUCAAUGCUGUAACAGAGAAAAUCUUCAUCUUGCCAGCUUCCUCUUUCUGUGCUGGAGGGGAGAGUGGACAUGAUGCCUGUCAGGGUGAUGGAGGCGGCCCUCUGGUAUGCAACGUGGAUGGCUACUACGAGCUGAGUGGUCUGGUAUCGUGGGGCUUCGGGUGUGGUCGACAAGAUGUUCCUGGAGUCUAUGUCAAGGUCUCCUCCUUUAUCGGAUGGAUUAACCAAAUUAUAUCUGUCAACAACCUCUAAGGUUUCAUGGCACCAAUCAAAUAUUCUUCCGCUCAAGUAUUUUUUAGGGUUUCAAAUGGCCUUUCUCAACAAUGAUUUCUACAAAUUUUUUUUUAUUGGGAGUGAGGUUGUGUGGGAUUAAAGAUACCUUUAUCUCUCUUCGGGGUGAAUUAGCAAUAUUCUGGAUGUGUUCUAGCGGGUAUGGGGGGUUUCUCUCCAGGUCAGGACAUUAUCUCAGAUGAGAAUCUUAGGGAAAUGUGAAUAUUUUUAGCAUUUUUGAGGUUUGGUCUGGAUGUUUGUUUCUGUUUUUAUGUUGCAUAAUUUUGUUUGUGCUGUGGCUUCUGGCACUGACAGCAAACAAAACAUGGAAUCCCAAUUGACUUUAGGUUUAUUAAUUUUGCCAUUCAGUUACCUUGUGCUUGUUUCAGAUGACUGUAAAUGGUACCAACAGACUAUGGAAAAGGAAACCUGUGUACAGCUCAGGGCAUAUAUUAAAUGAAAUCUUUUUUCACGAGAGGUUUUUCAUCAAUUUUAAUUAGGACUGAUGAAGCCAUUUGUGGUAAGUUUAUUCAGGUAUACACAAAUACAGUUACAUAGAAUUAUCACACAUAGCAGCAUAUGAGUAGAGAACCUAGGAUAACCCAAAAAAGUCAGAGAGUGACUUAUUUCCAUUGGGGUCCUUUAGGGUGAAACAUUUCUUUUAAUAAAUGUCCUGAACUGUAAACAUGUCCUUUUCCACUGUUUCAGAUUAAUUUAAUUUUCUUGUAAAUGUAAUUCCCACCUAGAGACAAAAUCAUUCAGAAUAUCUCACUGAUGAAAAACCAAAGUUCUCACCGUGAAAAAAUAUUUUAAGCCAUAAUAAGCUAUAGGGGUACUGUUGUUAUUGUUGUUGUUAUACAUUAUUUAUAUUAAUUUAUUCUUAAUAUUUAAUGCAAACCCAUGAACCAGAAUGGGGUUUAUCUUAACACUCAUGUUGUGUGACAAUAGGGUUGACUAAAUCAGCUUGUGGUUGACAUGAUAGACAAUAUUUGUCACAUGAUUCACAACAAGGCAGUAAUUCUGUCCUAAUAAGCAUUGUGGAAAUAUAUAGUCGAAGAGUGAGCAGCUGUUAGAAGUAUCAUGUCUUAUUUGUGUGCUCUGAAGACAUUCAAGGUGGUACCAUAACCACAGCUUGCAGAGAAAUGUUAUAAAAUGGCAACACAAUGGAAAGAACAGAAAAUGGUAUAUAACACCGACAAGUAAGACACCUGUGUAACAGUUGAGUAUAUUGUUGAAACAUUCCGCCUACACAGUAGACUUCUUCAGUCAAAUACAGAGAAAUAAAUUGCUGCCUCCAAUUUAUCCUCCUCUGUAUUUGACUGAAGAAGUCUACCAUGUAGGAAAAACAUUUCAACAGUAAAGAUAAACAACUGUCUUACUCAUCAAUGAGUAAGAGUAUAAUACAAUUUUUUAUUGAUGUUUUGUCAACAACAGUAGGCUUUAUGUAGUCACAGACAGGUAUACAUAAGUACAGUUAUCGUAUCUAUAAAUUACCUAGGAUAGAUAAAUAAAAAAAGUCAAGACAAAGUGAAUUAUUUCCAGUGGGUGACUUUACAAAACCUACUGAGUAUAACAUCAUAAAUAAAAGUAUUACAUUAU
This is a messenger RNA of Cherax quadricarinatus, 4938 nucleotides long. Lineage: Eukaryota; Metazoa; Arthropoda; Malacostraca; Decapoda; Parastacidae. The record is from RefSeq and is a predicted model, not a curated record.